Nipponia nippon (crested ibis) is the source of this 1176-nucleotide messenger RNA. Lineage: Eukaryota; Metazoa; Chordata; Aves; Pelecaniformes; Threskiornithidae. The record is from RefSeq and is a predicted model, not a curated record.
AUGGAGGUACGUGGUCCUCGGAGGAAUCCCAGCUACCUCUCCGAUCUCUAUCAGAACAUGUUACGGGCUGAAGAAGCACUGGGACGAGGGCAGCAGCAGCAGCCGCCAGCAGUCUGUACAAAUAGCAGCAUGACUUUUCGGGGCAGUACCCCAGCCAAGAGGGGCCCCCAGCCAAAUAAGCUUCAGAGCAGCACUUCCUCCAGCUGUGACCCGGCGUUACGGCCUAUCAUACGCCGCCGAGCAAGGUCUUUGCCUACAUCACCUGAAAGAAGGAAGCGGGCAGCAGUGCAGUGUCAAGUUCCUGGAUGCCAGAGUCGUACGAACCGGGUGAGAUUUGCUGAUGCUUUGGGCUUGGAGCUCACUGAAGUGAAAGUCUUCCAGACUGGGGAGGAUCCAUCGAUCCCCUUGCAUGUACUUUCCAGGCUCUCCAUAAACUCAGACCUCUGGUACAGCAGCUCGGACUUGGAGUUUACCAUGCAGUGCUUGGUCCCUGACUUCCAGCAGCCUGCAGACUGUAUGGAUUUCUCCUCCCGGCUUCAGGAGCAGCAGGUGUGUCUUGAACGAGUGACCAGCUCAGAUUUGGGGCUCAGUGGCACCAUCCAGGUUCGCAAUGUUGCUUUUGAGAAGCAGGUAUCUGUGCGAUACACCUUCAACCAGUGGAAAAGCCUCCAUGAAGUGUGUGCUCAUUGGCACAGUAGCAUCCCUGAGAAAAACGGCCAGGAUCAGGUUGAUGUUUUCACUUUCUUUCUUCCUGUGCCUCCUUUCCUCCUUCAGCUGUGCUCUGUAGUCCAGUUUGCAGCAAGGUACCAAGUCAACGGCCAGGAGUAUUGGGAUAACAACAGAGGCAAAAACUACAGUCUUACCUGCCGGACUCACCCCCUUAAGAUGCCUAGAGAAUGUGAGGAGAGCUGGAUCCACUUCAUCUGAAUGAAGAAAGCGGAUGCAGAGCAGCUUGUCAGUAGUCUCGGUGGCACUCUCUUCCUUGGCAUGGCGCUCUGCUCCUAUGGCAACAGUCUCCUUUUUGAAACCUGCCAAACCUGGCGAAGUGUUCCAGGGCAGGGAAGUAGCCAAUGAUCUGUACAAACUGUUCUAAACCUCUCAGAAAGAAAAAAGGGCCAAAAUGUGUAUUGAGUUAUAGCCGUUGAAAGCCCGAGUGAUUUCUUGUGGUGUAUGAAU